Exophiala bonariae is the source of this 768-nucleotide messenger RNA. RefSeq lists its product as uncharacterized. The transcript has a single exon. NCBI's taxonomy places the organism in Eukaryota, Fungi, Ascomycota, Eurotiomycetes, Chaetothyriales, Herpotrichiellaceae. Bases 1 to 768 code for a protein of 255 amino acids. The record is from RefSeq and is a predicted model, not a curated record.
AUGCAUCUUUUGAACCUCGCAAUACUCUCACUUGUCGGAUCUACCGAUGCGUGGCAAGCAGGUCGACCGCGAUAUGGAUUGGUCGGCUUCAGUUUCUACCUUUACGAUCCACCGUGUGCAAGUGCUUGCCAAGGUGUAUUCCGGAAGAAUCCAAUCUUCUGCACCGAUGCAGCUUCCUUCAAGGGCUCCGGGACGGCUGGGAUGAGUCAUGGAGGAUCUCCGAUGGAGUCCUCAGAUACACUGCAAAAUUACACCACCACCCCAUCCGCAGCUUGCUUGGCGGCUUCUGAAGACUUUCUGACGUCUGAAGCGUGGUGUAUCCAUGAGAAAUGCACCGACAUCCAUAUCUGGAAGCUUGAGAAGUGGUGGGAAAACUAUGUUGUCGGUAACUUUGAAUCUGAUCCUCCACCAUCCCUCUCAUAUGGCGCUGCACUGGCGUUGGUUACUUCAAAGCCGUCCUAUACUUGUGCGAAGGGCAUAAAUAUGAACGGCACGUGUCUACCUAAUGAGUCGAUAUGGAGUGCGCGAUUCCUCGCCAUUGAUAAAUACAAUGAAGUCGAGAACCAACAUGAGUAUUUCGGUCUCGUGGUCUUCCUCACCAGCAUCGGCCUUCCAAUCGUUCUCUCAUUGUUUCGUUUCGCCCCAUUCUCCAAGCGUUGGGCAAGCACACUCAAUGGCCGCAUCAUCUACACUUCAAUACAUCGCUCAUGGAGGAAUUCUUUUGUGGUUGCAGUCUUUGAUCAACCUCCCACGUUGGGUCAAGCCUGA